GAGUGGUUUGCAAGACCAAUGCUGGGGCCGUCGUCACUACGAAAAAGUCUUCAUUCGGUCGACUUGUGGUAUUCAACUAUUGUGACUUGUGGGAGAUUCGCGAACGAUUUCUGAGCUCCAACUGUAAUGGUGAUGCCCUGGUGAAGGGCAGCGAGUAGCGGGAUCAGCUGCUUGUGGCUAGUUUGCUGGACGCACCACACUCCACAGCGAAGGAGACAGUCGCACUGGCUGGAGCGCAGUUAGUUUUGAGUCAUGUCUGACGUUUGGAGGCCAACAACCCAAGCCAAGCUUGGUGUUGCUAUUUACAACUAUGAUCCGGUGGGCAAGGGACCAGAGUUCUUGAAAUUGGACUUGGGCGAUCAAGUGCAGAUCCAGGAGCAAUGCGCUGGCUGGUAUCGAGGGUUUGCUCUGAAGACGCGUCAGAAGGGAAUCUUCCCGGCAUCUUUCAUUCAUCUGAAGGAAGCCACGGUGAAGAAUCCUGGGCCGAAUGAGGUCGUCGAAGGAACAGAAGACCUGCUAGCCCAGGAGCUCACUCAGCUCUUGCCAGAAUGGGGAGAGCUGUGGCAAAAGCGCUACUUCAUGGAGGAUCGCUAUGGAAUGUUUGUUACAAUCCGAAAGGUCAUUACCGAGCUGAUCGACAUUCGCAAGCAAGUGCUUGCAUCCACCUUGCCACUGGAUGACAUGAAGAAGCUGAAGUUGAAAGCGUCGGGCAAGAUUGAUUGGGGCAACAAGCACAUGGGUCUUGAUCUCGUACCUCGCAAUGAGGAUGGCCAAUCAGUGGAUGAGGCAGAUGUGUCUAUUGUUGCUUUACAUAAGAUGCAUCUUCGGAGCACGCAGCGGCAAAUUGAUACCAGCGAGCGUGGUACGGUUAUCAGACGUGGAAAGUUCUCGCAGAAUCGUUUAUCAGAGCUGCUACACCAUGUUCACUUCUGCAUGCAAGCGUUCAUAUGCAACGUGGGCGAGGAGUCGGAAAUGCAGGUGGCCCUCUAUGAUAAUCAGGAAGGCCGGUAUUUUAGUGAGCGUUUUGUGGAAAAAAUUAAUCGUCACGGGAUGCCCACAAAUCUCAACCAUUUGAAUAACAUCUGUUGUUUGUUUACGGAUCUUGGAAAUAGCGACCUGAAGCGCGAAGAAGCGUAUUUGGUGUGCAAGAUUAUUCGUAUUGGUCGUAUGAUACCUACUGUACAUGUCAAAGAUCCCAAGGAAUAUCGCCGGCCGUACGGCUGUGCAGUUUUGAAUAUUGCUCAACUUCUCAAAUCGUCACGUGACACUGCGGAGGACACGAAAGAAUGCCAGCUGGACAUCUAUGGAUUUGAAAAUGAAGGUGACUUUGCUGAGCUACACACGCACAUCAUCAAGAAGAACAACAGCAAGAUCAAGCCGUUGCAGACGGAUCGCAUGUCGGCAAAGAUCCAUGUUUCCGUCAGGCUCCUUCACGGCUCGAUGGCUCAGGUCAAAGAGGAGAACCCGCUGUUGUUCCGCUCGUCCGACGUGCCCGUGGCCAGGAAGCUGGGCUUUCCGGACGUCAUCAUGCCUGGUGACCAUCGUAAUGACCUCUACAUCACACUGGUGUCUGGUGAUUUCCAACGCGACGGCAAGAAGGCCCACAAGAACGUCGAGGUGGAGGUGUGCGUGGUGUCGGAGAAUGGACGCGUCCUCGAUAAUGCCAUUGUGUCUGGCGUGUCGUCGGAGAAGAUGACCCUGUACAGAGGCGUUGUUCUCUACCAUCUCAACACGCCAGUCUGGGAGGACGUCAUCAAGUUUGACAUUCCGUUUGACCAGUUCUACACGUCCCAUCUGCGCUUCACCUUCUAUCACCGUCCCAAAGACCCGUCCAAAUCUCUCAAGCACGGCUUCAGUUUGGCCUACGUCCCACUGAUGCAAGAGGAUGGCACAACACUGCGUGACAGUACACACAAGUUGUUCAUGUACAAGUGCGAAGGCUCGGUGCACAAGAACCUGGACCCUAACAUCUACAUCAAGCUUCCCUGGCAGCAGUCGGAGUUCCUUCCCCCUCUGCCCAUCAAAGGCUCCAUCUCCUACACCGGCAGGGAGUCGUUUGAGAUCCGCACACUGGUCUGCUCUACCAAGCUCACUCAGAAUGUCGAUCUUCUUGGUCUGUUGAAGUGGCGCCAGCAGCCUGACCGCCUGGAGGAGAACCUGAAAGGUCUGAUGCGUGUCAGCGGUGAAGAAAUUGUCAAGUUUCUCCGGGACACGUUUGAUGCGCUGUUUGCGAUUCUCGACGAGGAUGCUGACCGAAGUGGCAAGCUGGUCUUCCAGUGUCUGGUGUUCAUCAUUCGUCUGCUUGGAGAUCGCAAGUUUGAGCAUUUCCGCUCUGUCCUGGAUGCGUACAUUCAGACUCACUUCAGUGGCGCCAUGGCACACAAGAAGCUGAUUGAGCAGCUCAAGUGCUGCUUGGAAGAGGCCCGAGUCCAGACGUCCACCGAGCACAACAAUGUCCGUGUUAUGCAGGCUCUGCAGUACAUCUUCAAGUUCAUCAUCAAGUCCAGGCUGCUGUUUGCCAGGGCGACACGAGGCAAAGGUGCACAGCCGUUCAAGGAGUCCUUGUGCGAGCUCUUCGAUUCAUUCAACCAUCUGAUGGAAGUGAAGGAUGAGAGCCUUCUUGCCAUCCAGGCUGCCGGCUUGCAGCACUUCUCUGCCAUCAUCCAAGAGGUGCUGAAGAUCAUGGAGCCCGAUGAGUUUGCUGUCAUCAUAAAGCAGUUCAUUGACUCUGUGCCGAAGAAUCGUCUGGUCCGUUUCAAGCUGCUCUGCCUUGGCCACAUUGUCAACAAUGACAUCUUCAGACACGAAGAGUGUCGUCACAUCCUCAUGCCAAUGCUGGGACUGCAGCUGGCGUCGCACGUCAAGGGCCAGAGCGAGGAUCAGCUGCCCAAGUGCUUCGAGAUUCUUGGUGAGGUGCUGAUUCUGCUGCAGCGUCGCGAUGUGGGAAAGACCUUUGAGAACAUCACUGAGAUUGUCAAUCUUCUGCUGAUUGCCGUGUUGAACCGUGUCACCACCAUUGAGAAAACAUCCACACUGUGGGGUCAUGUUGUUGCCUGCUUUGUUGCCAUUCUCAGCCUGAUGUCAGAGAAGCAUUUCCACAGCUUCCUGAGAAACUUUCCCAGCAAGGAUGGCCUGGUGGAGUUUCUUCGCGGCUGCUUUGAAGCGUUUUAUGCGCUGGUAACGACUGGGUCUUUCCCGUCCGACUGGAGUGCCAUGAUCAGUGUGUUGAACAACACCAUCACGAUUUCGAUGAAGUUCUUCUCUGAGUCGCUGCAAACCCAGUUCCAGCGGGGGCAGAACUUCAAUGAGUCGCUGUGGAAAUUGUAUUUCGACGUCUGCAUAGCGUUUGUGACCCAAGGAGCACUGCAGCUGGAGACCUUCACCGCAUCCAAGCGCAACAAGCAGAUGGCAGUCUACGGUGACUUGCGUCUGCACAUCAGUCAACGUGUGCUGUCCAUGUGGAACAGUUUGGCAACUGAACAGAAGCAGCUGUUCCUGCCAUGGAUCGUCGGUCCCUUCAUGGACAUGUCACUGAUCCGCGAGCAUGAGAUUCGCUGUGGAACUAUUCCCGUCUUCUACGACUUGAUGGUGUGUGAGUUUGUGCAGACCGGAGACUAUCGGCAGGUCUCAGCAGAGUGCAUUGACAAGCUGGAUGUGCAUGUCAGUGGUGCUGGCAAAGGAGACGAUGCAUACAUGGACUUGCUCUACCCUAUUUUGAGCGGGCUUUGUAACAAGAACCGUGAGCUGAUGCAAGCCGGCGCUCUUGAGUUUGUCGAGAACCUAACCCAGCUGCUUGGCCGACUGCUGGACUUCAGGAACCUUCAAGAUGGUGAUGAGUACAGCAUCUCCAGGAUGCAGACCAUCUUCAACUUGCUGCAAUACUACCAAGAAACGGAGCGUGAGGAGAUGGUCAUCCGCUACAUCUACAAGCUGUCGUCGCUGCACUUGCAGGCACAGAACUACAGCGAGGCCGCCUUCUCCCUGCUACUGCACACCAGCAUUCUGAAGUGGGAAGACUUGCCUGUGUCCGCUCAUGGAGAGUUCCCAUCGUACGCCAAGGCACGCAGCGAGUAUGAACUGAAGGAGCUCAUCUUCAAAGACAUCAUUGAGUACUUUGACAAGGGCAAGCUGUGGGAGUGUGCCAUUCCACUGUGUAAAGAGCUAGCACUGCAAUGCGAGAUGAUCACGUUUGACUACGAGCAGCUAAGCGGAAUCCAUAAAACCAUCUCCAAGCUGUACCAUGACAUCAUGCACUCGGUGCGCGGCAAGGCGGAGUACUACAGAGUCGGAUUCUACGGCACUCUCUUUCCGCCGUUCUUGCGGAACAAGCAGUUCAUCUUCCGCGGCAAAGACUUUGAGCGUCUGGGAGAGUUCAACCAGAUGUUGCUGAGCCACUUCCCAAAAGCGCAGCUGAUCACGUUCAACACACCACCUGGCGAGGAAUACAAUACCAUCGAAGGAAUGCACAUGCAAGUGUCCAAGGUGGAGCCCAUUGCUGAUGACGUGGACAAGUUUGCUGGCAUGAGCGUGGCCAGCUCCAUCAUUGACUACUAUGCUGCCAACAACAUCAGUCACUUCGUCUUGAACCGACCCGUGCGCCGCGGCCCCAAGUCAGCCGGAGAGUUUGCGACAAUGUGGGUGGAGAGGACCGUGUACAUGACGGCAUCUCGCCUGCCUGGCAUGCUGCGCUGGUGCGAGGUUGUCGACGAGAAGCGACUUGAGAUCUCUCCUAUUGAGAAUGCCUUGGAGACGAUGGUCAGCAAGAACAAGGAGCUGCGUGCACUGUCACUGCGUGCUCAGAAGAACCCGGCACAGCUCAACCCACUCAGCAUGGCUCUGAAUGGCGUCCUGGAUGCCGCUGUCCAGGGUGGCCUGGCCAACUAUGAAAACCUGUUCUUCACGGAGGAGUAUGCCCGCGAGCAUCCGGAGCACAUUCUGAUCAUUGACGAGAUCAAGGACUUGAUCAAGGAACAGGUCAUUAUCCUGGGUGAAGGUCUGGAUGUGCAUCAGAAGCUGGCUCCCGAAGCGCUCUCCCAGUUCCACAAGCGCAUGGAGGAGUGCUACGAGCAGAUGCGCUCCAAGUACUUGCCGCAGGCCGAACGUCGUGGUCAACCAACCAGUGCAUCUUCAUCAAGUGGCUCCAGAACACCGGAAAGGUCACGUGCUACAAUGUCGAUUGCAGGUACUCCAACAUCGCAAUCUAUCACCUCUGGAUCUCCAUCAUCACGUCGGUCAAUGUUCUAUGUGAAUGCUCCGGCGGCCACCACGUCACCGACAUCUUCACUGACUCCGUCCAUCUCCAGCCAAAUCAGCCGGGGCCGUAUGAGCUCAGCCUCGCUGCACAGCACCGAUUCGGACAAAGGCCUGCGCGCCAGUGGGCUGUCACGCCUCGGCAAGAGCCCGUCCGGUGGUUUCAAGAAGACGCAGUCGAUGUACACGCCUGACCGGGUGCAAUCUGCCAACACUCCCUCGCCGUCAUCCGUCGACCGUGCACUGCCGCCCCCGCCAACGGGUGCCGGCCUCGGCGUGCGCGCCGACAGAGGCACGUCAAUAAUCUCACCGGGCAUUGGCGCUCGUGACAGAGCACCGCCCGACCCAUCCAAUGUCUCUCCGUACAGCCACCCUCCAGCCACAGCCAGUGCCGGUGGUGUCCUGAGCCCUAACGGCACGUACACUCCCCUUCCCGCAUACACACCCGGUGGUAGUGCUGCUGCUGGUGCUCGCGAUGGCUUCGGCCGUCAGGCAUCCAUUGGUUCCGUGGGCAGUCUGGACUCGCCAAUGGCAGCCGGUCAGCCACCAUCACUUGGCCUGAGAAAGGCAUCUGGAGAUCACCAGACCCCCAGGUCAGUGCAGGCCGUGGCCAUGCCCGGCACCUCCCUGGACAGGGAUGGCUACACAUUCCUUGACUAUGGCGAUGGCCCGGUGACUGAGGAUGAUAUCAAUGUGCCAGCACCACCCACACGUCGGGACAGCAAUAGAGGCUCAGCGCCGACUGUGCCUGCUAAGAAGCGCUCCGGCAGCCGUAUCCAUGCUCAGCCGGAGACGUCUUCAUCUCCACAUGUCACCUCUAGCUACAAGCGAUCUGAUUUGUAGUGUGGAGCCAGCCGCCUUUGAGCCAGCCUCUGCGGCAUCAGCCUGUGACCCACCGUUGCACUCUACUCUAGUGUAGUGUCAAGGUGAUAGCUUAAAAAAAAUCGUGGCCAGCUUCACUGUGUUCAUGCUUUCCUUGCCGCGACGCGUGUGUUUUCCUUUGUCCGAUGCUGCAGCCUUGCCGCUUCUUGCUCUCUUCCUACAUUCUAUUGCGCUUGCCAGACUGUUCCAUGAUUUUUGAUGCAUUUGCUCCGAGUGGUUUAGUCUACCAAUUUUGGAGCAGUCAUGUCACGUAGUAACAAGGACAUGAUUUGUGACAAUGUUGUUUUCGUUGUCCAUGUAUGUCUUGGAACUUGGAUGCUCUUGUUCUCUUUGGAUUCUUCUUUUCAACAAUGCAUAAUCUUCAAAUGGCAAUGCAUUGUUUCAUUCUUUGCUAAUUUUGGAACAUGUAUGCACUUUUGCCUUUUUAAUUUCCCCAUGUUCUUUCACUUUUCACAAGAAUUUUGCACGCUCUAAUUUUUUUGUUUUUUUCGUUUUUCAUGUACGUCUUGGAACUUGGAUGCUCUCUUUUUCUUUGGAUUGUUCUUUUCAACAAUGCAUAGUUCUCAAAUGGCAACUGAUGCAUUGUUUCGUUCUUUGCUGAUUUUGGAACAUGUAUGCACUUUGCAAAUUUCCGACUCUUUUCAUGUGAAUUUUGGAAGCUGGGCACACCCCUAAAAUGUUUUAUUCUGAAUGCUGCUUUGUUUUCUUUGGAUUUUGUAAUUUGCAAUGCUUGCCAUACAUUGUCAUGGUUUUCUAUCUUCUGUUUUGUUUUGCUUCCAUGAGUUCUGCCGCAGUUUGGCAAAACGGCCUCCUUUUGCUUUUCUUAACUUCAAGUGCAAGUGCAUUUUUGUACAUGUAUGUGUGUUGCUCAUUUUUGCUUUUAUGUUUACUGUGUGUUUUUCUCGACGUUAUCAAAACGAAAAUCUUUUGUUUAUGAAUGUUGCAUUGUUUUCUUUGGAUUUUGUAAUUUGCAAUGCUUGCCAUACCUUGUCAUGGUUUUCUCUCUUCUGUUUUUUUUUGCUUCCAUGAAUUCUGCCGCAGUUUGGCAAAACGGCCUCCUUUUCUAAACUUCAAGUGCAUAAUUGGACAUGUAUGUGUUGCUCAUCUUUGCUUUUAUGUUUACUGCGUGUUUUUCUCGACGUUAUCAAAACAAAAAUCUUUUGUUCUCACAUGGAUCUUGCAAAGGCGAUAAAGGCUUCCUUUAGCUUCA
Sycon ciliatum is the source of this 7342-nucleotide messenger RNA. Its product is annotated as dedicator of cytokinesis protein 2-like. The transcript has 57 exons. Gene Ontology annotation, biological process: small GTPase-mediated signal transduction. Gene Ontology annotation, cellular component: plasma membrane; cytoplasm. The coding region runs from base 253 to 6093 and encodes 1946 amino acids. Gene Ontology annotation, molecular function: guanyl-nucleotide exchange factor activity; small GTPase binding. The record is from RefSeq and is a predicted model, not a curated record. Lineage: Eukaryota; Metazoa; Porifera; Calcarea; Leucosolenida; Sycettidae.